AUGGUGCUGCUCGCCAUCAUCACGGCCUGGGUGUCUUGGGCAGUCGUCACUACAGCAUCGCCUAUCUCGCGACAAGCUGCCUCUCGCUAUGCACCUAGACCGGUGACGUGCCCGUCGACACCGCUUGUGCGCCAAGCCACGGGCAUUUCGGACGCCGAGUCGAAGUACAUCGCCGAGAGAUACCUCAAAGCCUCUGAGGCUCUGCAGUCAUGGCUCGAAUCCGUUGACGACGGUUUCGCAUCUGGUCACGGUGGCUGGGGUGACUGGCAGGGACAUGGGAAAGGCCAGGGGAAGGCGCCUGUCAUAGCACUGACAUCAAGUGGUGGUGGCUACCGUGCUAUGCUUGCUGGUGGUGGACUCAUCAAGGGUUUGGACGGCCGCGAGGAAGUCACGACUGGCGUUAGUGGGCUCUACCAAGCUCUUACGUACGAAGCAGGUCUCUCUGGCGGAUCCUGGCUGCUAUCAUCGCUUGCUGGCAACGACUAUCCAACCAUCAGCGAGCUGCAGACCAGCCUAUGGGAGCCGGCACUGGAGCUCAGUCUCUUGGUACCUCAGAUCUUGGUCUCACCUCAGGCGAAUCCCAUCUACACCGCCGUGGACGCCGAUGUCGAUGCCAAGCGCGCAGCCGGCUUCGAACCAUCCAUCAUUGAUCCUUGGGGCCGCCUGCUCUCCUAUGGCCUUCUGCUCGGCCCAGACGGUGGAGUCGAAGACACCAUGUCCAGUAUAGCGGAUUCCUCAAACUUCACAGCACAUAACGCCCCCUAUCCCGUCAUUACCGCUCUUGGCGUCGAGGCCGGGGAAUGUAUUCCUGCCCGAAACGCAACACAGUACGAAUUCCAUCCUUACGAGUUUGGCUCGUGGGAUGUCGGCGUAGACGCCUUCGUUGUCUCCGAGUAUCUAGGAACAUCCUUUUCAGACGGUCAUCCCACUGGCGAAUGUAUCACCCACUAUGACCAGCUAGGCUACGUCCUCGGCACGUCUUCCAACGUCUUUGCCGCCGCCUGCAGCGCCGUCCCAGCCAACAAGACCGGCGAAGCCUCUGCAACCGCCUUGGCCGAAAAUCUCGCCGGCCUCGUCGCCCUUCCUGGACAACCCGGCGUCCCAGAGCGCGAGAUCUUCGGCCUCUUCCCGAACCCGUUCCAGGGCUACUCCGUCUCCCCAGAAGUCUCGGCGCAAACAACGCUCGAACUCGUUGAUGGCGGCGUCGGCGUCAACUACCAAGGCAAUCCGAUCUGGCCCUUCCUGCACCGCGACAUCGACGUCAUCAUCGUCAACGACAACUCAGCCGACACGCCCACCAACUUCCCCAACGGAAGCGAAAUCCUUAACACGUACAACGCCGCCGUCGCAGCCGGCCUGACGCGCAUGCCAGUCAUCCCCUCCGUUGACACCUUCGUCUCCGAAGGCCUAAACCAGAAACCCACCUUUUUCGGCUGCGACAGCCCGGACACCGCCACCAUCGUCUUCAUCCCCAACGUCAACUACACCUUCCCCAGCGGCGAGCCGACAGCCAAGAUCCAGUAUUAUCGUAACGAAACCGAGGGCAUGAUCUCCAACGGCGUCAUGACCGCGAAUUAUGGCGGCAAGGAUAACUGGCCGCUCUGUCUGGCCUGUGGAAUCAUGAAGAAGAGUGGUGGGUCUUUGCCGGAUGGGUGUGGGGCGUGCUACGAUGAGUAUUGCUUUAAUUAG
Molecule: messenger RNA, 1689 nt
Organism: Cyphellophora europaea CBS 101466
Lineage: Eukaryota; Fungi; Ascomycota; Eurotiomycetes; Chaetothyriales; Cyphellophoraceae
Exons: 1
Coding region: 1-1689 (562 amino acids)
Biological process (GO): glycerophospholipid catabolic process
Cellular component (GO): intracellular membrane-bounded organelle; cytosol
Molecular function (GO): A2-type glycerophospholipase activity
Source: RefSeq, a predicted model, not a curated record